AUGCUCAUUGCUCGUUUGCGUCUAGCUAACAUCGCCCAGCAAGCUGGCGCAACCCAGUGCUCCAAGUACGAUGUCGCCUCUAAGCACGGUGUCUCCUCCAAGCACAAUGCUGCCUUCAAUCACGACGUUGCCUCUUCUCCCAGCUCUUUCGUCAUUGCCGUUGUCACAUUGGGCAUCGCCUUUGUGGGCGCCGCCAUAUGGGUAAGUGGGUUGCGUCUAGCCUCACCAUGGCUUUGCCUGGGGCUUCGUCAAGCGUGGGUAAAUGAUCGCCUAACCUUGAUCCCACCGUGUCAGCUUGCUUUGUCGUUGAAGCCUCCAUCUCCAUUUUCUUUUGCGAAGCUCCUUGCACUAGAAAAUUCUUCAAGAGAAAGAAAUGAGGAAGACAGAUGGAAGAAUAAAGGAUUCUCUCAAGAGUUUAUAUAUACCCUGGCCAAUAGGCAAUGCCCUAGAAAAAAGAAGGUUUUGACUGCUAGAUCUAAUGGAAGAUUCAAUGAAUGA
Molecule: messenger RNA, 498 nt
Organism: Ilex paraguariensis (yerba mate)
Lineage: Eukaryota; Viridiplantae; Streptophyta; Magnoliopsida; Aquifoliales; Aquifoliaceae
Source: the annotation of a GenBank genome assembly